AUGCCCCCCAUCACAGCAGCGGGUCACGUCGUCAUCGACACUCCCUCUCCCCUUCACUUCGCUCUCUUCCCCGUGCAGAUCGUUGCGCUGAUUGCAACCAUCGCGCAGUAUCUGAGCCCCUACCCCGUCAUCAGGAGGAUCGCAAGGCAGAACAACACAGGGCACUUCAGCUACCUGCCGUACUUGACCAACUUCAUCAACUCUUGUCUCUCCACCUUCUACGGGUUCCUCAUUCGCGACACCUUCGUGAUGAUGCUCAACAGCUUCGGGGUGACGGUGACGGCAGCCUAUCUGUUUGCGUACCAGCGGUAUUAUCAUGGCAGAAUGAGGCUGCUCGUGGAGAUCUUUCUUUCUCUCGUCACGCUGCUCGGGGCCUGUUACCAGGCGUCGAACAUGGAGGAGUCGAAGGGCAGAUAUUUCCUUGGAGCUGCUCAGAAUUUCAUUUCCAUCGCUUGUUUCGUCGCUCCGCUCGCUACCGUGCGGGUUGUGUUCGAGAGCCGAAGUGCUGAGAGUGUUCCCUUCCUCUUAGCCUUGAUGAACUUCUUCAGCAGUUUGUCCUGGUACUUUUACGGAGUUAUCAUCGACGAUUGGUUUGUCCAACUGCCAAACUUGCUCGGAAUAUUCUUUUCUCUCAUGCAGCUUUCGCUCUUUGUCAUCUUUCCGCCUGCUCGCUUUGUGGUCAUCUGA
Molecule: messenger RNA, 687 nt
Organism: Guillardia theta CCMP2712
Lineage: Eukaryota; Cryptophyceae; Pyrenomonadales; Geminigeraceae
Exons: 4
Coding region: 1-687 (228 amino acids)
Biological process (GO): carbohydrate transport
Cellular component (GO): membrane
Molecular function (GO): sugar transmembrane transporter activity
Source: RefSeq, a predicted model, not a curated record